Caenorhabditis elegans is the source of this 1357-nucleotide messenger RNA. It is a transcript of the gene srh-40, whose product is annotated as Serpentine Receptor, class T. The transcript is spliced from 4 exons. The record is from RefSeq and is marked reviewed. Lineage: Eukaryota; Metazoa; Nematoda; Chromadorea; Rhabditida; Rhabditidae. Bases 1 to 1059 code for a protein of 352 amino acids.
AUGUCACCGGCACCGCUGCCUACAUGUCCUCCAAACUCAUCAUAUUUAGCUUCACCUGAGUUCAUCUCUACGGGUUGUCAUAUUGUUUCAGUCUUUAUGAUAAUAACCUCAUCCUAUAGUGCAUUUUUGAUUGUCCGAAAAUCGACUCCAACAAUGAAAUCGACUGUUCCAUAUAUGAUCCGAGCACAUUUAUGCACAAUGUUUUGUGAUUUCACAUGGGGAAUCCUUGUAAUUCCUAUGAUGUUUUGGUCGGUUGUUUGUGGAUAUACAUUAGGCAUAUCUAAAUAUUUUAUAAACUCGAAAAAUAUUUUAAUGUAUUUUGGAGUUUGGCUCAUGCUCGCAGUUCUUGCAAUGAUAGCUGCAAUAUUACAUUUAUUUGAGUUUCGCCAUCAAGCAGUGGUCAGUAACAAUAGUAAAUUUGUGAUGCGGCGACCUUGGACUCGUCGGAUCUUCUACUUUUCCUCUUAUACUUUGUUUACCAAUUUUGGAAUCCUAGAAGUAUUAACACUUCCUUCUGAUCAAGAUGCUGCAAAGUUACAAGUACUACAAAAAUAUCCAUGUCUGCCGUCAUACUUUCUGGAUGACCGAGCAUUUUUAAUUCAGAUUGAUGGAAGGACAAUGUUUAAUCCACAUAUGUACAUUACUUGUUUCAUCGUAGCAUGUUUUAUUAUUUUUUACAUGAGUAAUAGUUUCUGGCAUUUACUUCCUAAAAACAAUCCAACAAUGUCUACAUCAACACGGAAAUUGAUUACAAGUUUCUACAUUUCUAUGUGCAUACAGUUUUUGAUUCCUUUGAAUGUUGGAUAUAUUCCUAAUAUUUAUUGGAAUUUUUCUGUGACAAUCGAUUACUAUUCGCAAGAAAUCAACAAUAUAAGUGUUGUUUUAUUGACUUCUCAUUGUACAUUAUCAUCAAUUGUAACUAUAUUCAUAUACACCCCAUACAGAAAGUUCACUUUGGAUUUGAUUUUUAACAAAAUUUUACAAAUUAAUUGGGUCAAAUCAAGUGUCUCCACAGUUGUUGUUAGCGUUGCCAGGUCGAAUACAAAUGUAAUCUCGUGAUAAGUCCUGAUUUUUACACGGUUAAGGGCGGGCUUAAACCGCGUAACUAUAGUCAAACCAUAUGUUUUUUUAAAUUAAUGAUUUGGGUUUUCAUACGUUCAACAUAGUUCAUGCCUAUAAUGUAACCAUUUCCAAAAAUUUCCAUUUUUUCGUCGGCUUAGAUGACUUUAAUUCUGUUACAUCAUAUUUUUUUAAAACCCACCUUAUCAUUUUUCCUGCUCACACCCCUUACCCAGUGAUAAGAAAACGAUGAAAUUACAUUUUCAUUUUGACACCUUUUGAAGUGAAGAUGAUACUU